Messenger RNA from Bombus huntii, 2267 nucleotides. It is a transcript of the gene Kdsr, whose product is annotated as 3-ketodihydrosphingosine reductase. Bases 611 to 1612 code for a protein of 333 amino acids. Lineage: Eukaryota; Metazoa; Arthropoda; Insecta; Hymenoptera; Apidae. Gene Ontology annotation, biological process: sphingolipid biosynthetic process. Gene Ontology annotation, molecular function: 3-dehydrosphinganine reductase activity. The record is from RefSeq and is a predicted model, not a curated record. Gene Ontology annotation, cellular component: endoplasmic reticulum membrane. The transcript is spliced from 4 exons.
CAGUCGUAGCACUCAACACUUUGUCACUAAUGGACACGACGUGGGACUUCGCGACGUUGCGUGCGCGAAGAGGAAUACUAGAGAGUAAAGUACACCGGUUAAACGAUAGUCGCGCUACGUACUAAAACCAGAAUAUAACUGCGAUUAAUUUGUUUCUUGCGGUUUCAUGCAACCUCGUAUCCACAGUAUACAUACAUAUCUGUGGGUAUAUCCUGUAUAUAUUUUGUCUAUACUUUUACGUAUCGUCUGUCUAUGUGAUACCAGGUGAUACAAUUAUGAGAAAUAUUGAUAUCGUAAAAUUAUAUAUCCGGGGUAUAAAGAUUACAAAUUACAUGAAAUUAUAAUCCGUCCGCAUACAAUUCUACAUACAAACUUAAUAAAGUUCAGUUAUGAUGAUAAAUGAAUGUUAUCAGUUUUUUAUUCAUUUUUUACCGGCAUAUCAAGAGAUAUGACCGCUCCAAAGAUUAAUUUUAAUAUAGAACGUAAUAUUUAAUAUAAAUGAAGAUAUUUAUAUAAGCCGUUUUUUAAUAAUAGUAAUACUUGAAUCUAUGAAUUGGAUUUGUUUUUCUUCAGGAGUUAAUAUUGUUAAAAGGUUCAUAGAACAAAAAUAAUGGUAGUGAUAUUUAAUGUAAUAUUAAUAAUUAUAGUGUUACUAAUUGCUGUUUCGUUUGUGAGAUAUUUCUUUUGGCGAAGACGACCAAGAGAUGUUAAUAAAAAGCAUGUUGUUGUGACUGGUGGAUCAAGUGGUAUAGGAAAAUGUGUUGCAAUUCUUGCUGCAAAGUGUGGAGCACAUGUAACAAUAAUUGCAAGAGAUGUUCACAAAUUAGAAGUUGCAAGAAAUGAAAUCAUUCAUGCAUGCAAAAACAAGGAUGUUCAAAAAGUUGAAUAUCUAUCUUUAGAUAUUGGUGAAGAUUAUAAUGCUGUUGAAAAAGCUCUGAGUGAUUUAGAAAGAACUAUGGGUCCAAUAUAUAUGUUGGUGAAUUGUGCUGGAACUGCAAUUUGUGGCAAAAUAGAAGAUACCUCUAUAGCAGAUCUACAGAAAAUGAUUAAUAUUAAUUUCUUAGGAACAUAUUAUUGUAUCAAAGCUGUUGUCCAAAGAAUGAAAGCUUCUCAGGAAGGAAUUAUAGUAUUAACUUCUUCUCAAGCUGCAUUAUUAGGUAUAUUUGGCUAUUCUGCAUAUUGUAGUACAAAAUUUGCACUUCGCGGUUUGGCAGAAAGUAUAUCUAUGGAAUUAGCACCAUAUAAUAUUUCUGUAACUCUUAGUCUACCUCCAGAUACUGAUACACCAGGUUUUGCUAUAGAAGAAUUAUCUAAACCACUCGAAACAAAGCUUAUAUCUGAAACUAGUGCUCUUGUCAGUCCAGAAGUAGUAGCAAAUAAACUUUUUAAAGAUGCAUUAGCCGGGAAAUUUUUCUCUACUGUCGGUAUGGAAGGAUUUAUGUUAACUGUUUUAUGCUCCGGAAUGUCACCGCUUAAUUCGAUUCGAGAAUUAUUUCUGCAAUCGAUGCUAAUGGGUAUUUUUCGAAUUGUAAGUGCCUGCUAUCUUGUACAUUUUCGAACGAUCAUUCAGAAUUGUAUGAAGACACGCGAUAGAAACAAAAAAUCUGAAUAAUGAUUUUUCACAAGCCUAUGCGUAUAUAUACGCGUAUGAUAGAUACCGAAUAUGUAUGGCGAUUCUCGUGAGAUACAGUAUCGCGAUACUCAUUUCGUGUAUCUUAACAACAUCGGCCUCUUGGUCGGUUUCACACGCUGAUAUGUAUAUUGCGAUAUGCAUAUGAUAUAUACUGAAUAUAUGUAUAUUGUUGUACAUGUAUCACAAUGGAAUCGCGAUACUAAUUUCAUAUAUCCUAAAAACCUCGGCUGCUGGUGACACUUUAUAAAGUCGGUAGAAAAAACAACAGAACAUCGAAACAAAUUGUGUCAUUCACACGGUAGAUUCGGGAUCGUUUUGGUCCUACAAAAUAGAACACCUAAUUUUUAUGUUUCUGUUUUUUUAUAAACUAAAUGCAUUCAAUUUCGUUGUUUAAUAAUUUUUAGUGAGUAACAAUCUAUUAACUAUAAAAAGUUGAGUAAUGGAAUUUUAUUAUUUUAAUACAAAAGUACUUGAAAAUCGGUGCGAUAAAUAGAUUGAAAAAUUAUGAUAAAUAUGCAUGAAAAUUUUGUUAUAUUUUAUACUUCCUUCUUUGAGAGGGAUAUAUUUUGUUUAUUAAUGUAUUUUGAAGAAACUUGUGCCUACUUCCUCACAAUAUAGCUUUUUAAAUCUGUAA